AUGUCGGCCGUCGCCGUUGAAUACGUCUUCAAGAGCAGCGCGGCAGGCGAAGGCGAGGUGGUCGUGCGUGCCGAGCGUGCUGCUUUGUUCCCGGAAACAUCGUCGACAGCCCAUCGUGAUGAGACCGGACACGUCGCGUGGCAAGCUAUGCCGGUGCUUUGUGAAUUUAUCUUAUCUUCAAGGGGUAGGCAGUUGCUCACCUCUGCAAGGGUUCUGGAGUUAGGAGCUGGCAUUGGGAUACCUGGCCUUCUGGCAGGUCGUGUGUGUACCGAGCUCAUCAUCACUGACAGCAACGAUGCGGUGGUGGAACGCCUUAAGCGAAACGUCGAGCUUAACUUCGGUGAGAUGAAUUGCUCCGGUGACGCUAUACGAGUGGAAAAUGUGGUAUGGGGAGCUGACCUUUUCCCAUCAAACCUUGCGCACAGCGUUGACAUCGUUUUGGGCUCGGACGUCAUCUAUUCAGCCUCCAGUGCAAAAUCAUUUCUGGAGACGGCAGAGGCUGCCAUGGCGCAGCCAGGUGGCAUCAUCGUGCUCGCAUACAUUCCAAGGUGGCCCAAUGUUGAUCGGGCACUUUACGAUUCUAUAGCUGUGAUGAAGCUUUCGGCUGAAGUUGUUCCUCUGUGCUCCUUCAUGUCUGAGAAAACUUCCAAUGGACAUGCUUUGCCAAAAGGAACUUGUUUGCUCCUCUUGCGACGUAUGCAAGAUGUUGAUGAUCCAGCAGAAGUGUGCACAGAUCCCCCCGAGAUCACCAGACGGCAGUACAAUGACGAUGUUAGAGAAGUUUUUGAUGUUUGCAUCGGGCCAGGGAACAUCACCGGUGAUUUGUGUGAUAGGUUAUCAAGUGGCAUAGGCUUGGACUGCGAGGGGAAGCAGCAAAUUUGCUUGGUGAUUGAUGCGACGGGGCCAGUUGCAUUGACAACCGAGAAAGCGAGACUUUUAUCCGAUGUCUUUAGGGUCCCACCGCUGAUAAACUGUACUGAACUUAAGUUGAAGGAAUGUUGGCUAAGCGACGGUUGGGCAAUUCUGACUCCGGGCUUGCUUGACUGUGCGAACAAGUUGUCUCGAUUGAUUGCCGAUGGAGAUGAGAUUGGCGUUAGGGCUGCGAAGGAAAUCAACAAACUUUUGUUGCACUGCUCCGAUCUCAAAUUCCUAGGCUUACUUCGAAAUCCUCUAGGAAACGAUGGGGCUAUCGCAAUCACUGGAGGUCUUUCAUCUUGCUCCAUGCUUCACUCGCUUGUCCUUUCUCACUGCAGAAUCGGUGAUGCAGGAACAGCAGCCAUUGCCCGUGCAUUUCCACCCACUCUACAAGAGCUGGAUCUUUCGAAUAAUGAGCUUAGCGCGAUUGGAGUGGCUGACAUUGCGAAUGCCAUGCGAGAUUCUGUACUGUCAAAGCUGACCAUCCUCAACCUAAGUGGAAACGACAUUGGAGCCAGCGGAGGUGCCGAGCUCGGUGAAGUGCUGGGCGUUUGUGUGCCCAAACUUCAACAACUUGAUUUAAGAGGGUGUGGGAUGACUAGCACUGGUAUCACAUGGCUGUCGCGUGCAAUCCCAGCCUGUGAAGAUAUGCGCGUUCUUCACCUUGGAAGCAACGGUGCUGGAGAUGAAGCGAUGAAUGAGCUUGCGCCAGCCAUCUCGAGAUGUAAGAACCUAAAACACUUGAGUCUCGCGAUGAAUUCAAUCACAGGGGAAGGUACAUGGGUUUUGGUUGAAGACUUAGUCGACUGCCUUUCCAUCACACAUAUCGAUAUGAAAGGCAAUAGUCUGGGUGACGAUGGAGCUGCCGCGAUUGCAGACAUUCUUGCUGAGGUCAAAACUUUAGAAGUUGUAGACCUGUCAAACAAUGAGAUAGGAGAAGAGGGUGCCAUUGCAUUUGCUGAAGAGUUCGAGAAACCUAUGAUGGAGGAACCGUUUUCUUGGCCACGGGGUUUGACACUACUGCUCGAAAAUAAUCCUGAGAUCGUGGGCGCGGCGAGGAGUAGGCUUGAGAAGGCUGUUGAGGACAAGAACCCACAAGUUGAGGUGAAACUCUCCUCAGUUACCGCUAUGGAGACAGGCUUUGGACGGUAGCAGCUAGCCAGGCUAGAUAACGGACUGUAUCAACAAGGACUACUAGGAGCUGCU
This is a messenger RNA of Micromonas commoda, 2121 nucleotides long. RefSeq lists its product with no specific name. Gene Ontology annotation, biological process: activation of GTPase activity; nucleocytoplasmic transport. The transcript is spliced from 2 exons. The record is from RefSeq and is a predicted model, not a curated record. Gene Ontology annotation, molecular function: GTPase activator activity; small GTPase binding. Gene Ontology annotation, cellular component: nucleus; cytosol; perinuclear region of cytoplasm. Bases 1 to 2067 code for a protein of 688 amino acids. NCBI's taxonomy places the organism in Eukaryota, Viridiplantae, Chlorophyta, Mamiellophyceae, Mamiellales, Mamiellaceae.